CCUCAAUCCUCAAUGAUGCACUUGAUUGAGACAAGAUACUCCGAUAGUCUGCGUAAAAUACUUAGUUUACCUCACCAAGGGCGGAAGCUCUCGUAUUCCGUACGGGUACCAUGCGGCGCGGUAUUUAUGGUAAUUCCCGUUGCAGCAGAUACCGGCUACUAGUAUUGGGCUUGGUCGGGCUUGAAGGUGCGAGCCCCCGUCCAAUUCUCAACAAAGCUGAACUCCAUCAAUAACCAGACUGCCAUAUUCCGUAUAGAGUAACAGCUCAAGUGCUCCGUUUCUACAGUACCCGUCGCUGCAUGCAAGUGCCAGGGCAGCCGCAACACUGACAUCAUCUGGACUUUGACGAACCACCGCUUAGAUCUUUGACAUACAACGACUCACCCCCCAACGACUAGAAACUGUCUACAGAGUAUCCGAAUAGUCAAUCACAACCCUUCCAUAAUUAAUUACAUUGGGCUAUCGCAGGUUGUCGGCCACGCACUUCAAUGCAGACAUGGCUUCGGCUGAGCAACUGCACAUCGACAGGGAGAAGCUGAAGCAGAAGCUCGACACUUCGCAUUUCGAUCUCAAUGCCGUUUUCCGAGGCGCGCAGCUGACACUGGUUGGCGCCUUCAGAGCGCUGCGAAACCCAGAUCUCUUCGACUCUCAGCACUAUAGACAGGCCAUGAACGCCAUUGCUGCGGGCAUCGCCAUUCGCGCCUUGAUAGCGAUUCCGAUCUUAUUUAUCAAGAGCUCCCUGUGGGCUUCUUCGUUUGUCUUUGAUCUUGAUCAUGUCAGCUGGGAUAAUAAGCUGGUCAAUGGUCUCGGCUUCAUUGAGGAGCAUGUGCUCCAGGCGCCGCUCUUUUUCAUGAGUCUGAUGCGUUAUAUCACACCAACCCUUGAUGAUCUCUUCAUGGACUCUCUGAAAUGGGUAGAUAUGACUUACGUUCAAAAGCACAAGCAUGACCAGGACCCAGGAAAUCUACGAGCCAUGUACUAUCCUGCUCUCAAGCAGUAUCCCCUCACAGGUGGCAAAGCCGGCUCCUCGGCCACAUCGACGUCCUUCUUUCGGCUCCCCGACUCCGUAUCUAGAUAUAUCCCAAGAUCAGCAUUAGUUUUUCUCUACCGCUAUGUCCGCAAGGGCUUGAUCUCGCUCGCCAUUUUCGCCACAUCAUACCUGCCAGUUGUUGGCCGGCUAGUGCUUCCGGCCGCCAGUUUCUGGACCUUCAACCAAUCUGUUGGUUUGGGGCCGGCGUCUAUUGUCUUCGGAGCUGGUGUCUUCGUCCCAAAGAAGUAUCUCGUUAUCUUCCUGCAGAGCUAUUUUGCUUCUAGGAGCUUGAUGAGGGAGUUACUAGACCCCUACUUUGCCAGAAUCCGUUUCACCAAGGAGGAAAAGAGGAAGUGGUUUCGCAACCGUCAAGGAAUUCUCUUCGGAUUUGGUGUCGGCUUUUAUAUUCUGCUACGCAUCCCCCUUCUUGGUGUUCUGAUUUAUGGAAUCGCCGAGGCAAGUACGGCCUAUCUGAUCACGAAGAUAACUGAUCCACCCCCGCCAGUGUCCCAGAGCAAGGAGUUUACGGCAAGACAAGUUGAAUGGAACAAUAAACACAAGUUCCUCAGCUUAUCAUUGGCGAAUAUGGACACUCUUCACGACGAUCCGCUUCCCUACCAACCUACCGAUCCGUAUCCCCGUUCCUCGGUUGGCCAGGGAGUUGCUCUGGUAACAGAACCUCCCGCACAAACAACUGGCUACUGAAUCUGAAGUAGUAGAUUUGACUCCGGUUUAUUCCAUCGCUCUG
This is a messenger RNA of Lasiosphaeria miniovina, 1778 nucleotides long. RefSeq lists its product as uncharacterized. NCBI's taxonomy places the organism in Eukaryota, Fungi, Ascomycota, Sordariomycetes, Sordariales, Lasiosphaeriaceae. Bases 497 to 1735 code for a protein of 412 amino acids. The record is from RefSeq and is a predicted model, not a curated record. The transcript is spliced from 5 exons.